CGCAAAUGAAUCAGUUAGUCAAUAUGCAGCUGAUAUCUGCUCAUUGCUUCACAAAAUUGACCCAGACAAUACUUAUCCAACUCAAUACAGAAUUCGUGAAUUUACCAAAGGUCUCAAUUCACAAUAUGUCUUUUUCAUUAAUUUAUAUCAAUCUGAAAUAUUUGAAAAAGCUAUUUCUAUUGCUAUUGAAACAGAAACUGGAUUCAAAACCACUUAUAACAAUCUAUUUACAUUGACAACCUCAACUAUAUCGUACAAUUAUGAAUUAUCAAUGCAAUCAAACACACUAACAACUAAUAACACUAAUAUCAACACAACUUU
Molecule: messenger RNA, 321 nt
Organism: Ambispora gerdemannii
Lineage: Eukaryota; Fungi; Glomeromycota; Glomeromycetes; Archaeosporales; Ambisporaceae
Source: the annotation of a GenBank genome assembly